Molecule: messenger RNA, 1393 nt
Organism: Parus major (Great Tit)
Lineage: Eukaryota; Metazoa; Chordata; Aves; Passeriformes; Paridae
Gene: FBXO5
Product: F-box protein 5
Exons: 5
Coding region: 79-1338 (419 amino acids)
Biological process (GO): negative regulation of meiotic nuclear division; regulation of mitotic nuclear division
Cellular component (GO): nucleus
Molecular function (GO): protein binding
Source: RefSeq, a predicted model, not a curated record
AGACAUUAUUGCUGCAGUAGUCCUUUUGAAAAGUUAAUUUGACUGCACCAGAAGUAACAGCAGUUCUACUGAGAACUGAUGCACCACUCUCAAAAGAAUACAAACAACAAAAUGAAAUCAAACCUUAACCGUUCUUGUAAAAUGAAACGUGAUUAUGACUCCACGUCUCUUCGUGCUGGGUUUGCAUCAUUGAAAUGUGCUGUGGAGAAAACAAGACUGGAAAAAUCCUGCCCCUUGAAUCAUGAGGAAGGCUUUUGUAAAAGCUGUGAAGAAGCACAUCAGAAAUCUCUCCUUAGUGACUCAUACCAUGCAGCCGCCAGAAAUCUCAAUCUUGAAGAUGGAGAAAGACCCAUACAUAACAAAGAAAACAACCAAGUAACUCAGAGACUUGAUGAAGGUAUCUGUGAAAUGGAGACAAUGGAAAAUAGUAAACUUAAUGAGGACAGCGGUUAUUCCUCUAUGUUAAGUACUCACUAUGCUGAUGCAAUAGAACAUGAGGAUAGCUUACCUUUGGCUGGGAAUCUCUGUGGUACACCAAAGCAUUGUCUCAUGAAGAACCAAAUACAAGAACAGUUUUCAAAGAAGACACUGUUGCCAGUAAUCCAUUAUGAAGAAGUGAUUUGUUCAACUUUGAAAAAAAGUGGUAAAAGAAAUCUCAAGUCUUGGGCUGCUGUAGACAGAAUUGUUUCUAGGGGAAAAUUUGAACUUUGUAACUUAAUUGGAAGGAAAAUGGGGCUGGAUAGAAUAGACAUUCUUGCUGAACUCUUCCAAAAGAACCUGAAGCAUAUAUUAGCAAACAUUUUAAGGCAUCUCAGCGAGAUGGAUUUAGUAAACUUUGCCAAAGUCAGCACAACAUGGCAGAAGAUUCUACAAGAAGAUAAAUGGAUUUUCCAAAUGUAUAGCAGAGCUGUGAAAAACCUUUCUAAUGUCACUAAGGCACCAGAGCAUGCUGCAACAAGAGAGUACGUUCUCUACAGAGUGUCCUUAGCUUCCAUUCAGAAAGCAACUCCCCCAAAAAACUUGAACAAAAAAAGCACCAGAUCCAAAGCAUCUAGGAAUCACAGCAGGCUCAUGGAGUUUUCUGAGGCUGCCAGGAACUUGAAAAACACUGAAAGCCUUAAAGCCUGCCAUCGCUGUGGCUCACCUGCCAAGUAUGACUCCUACCUCCAAAGAGCAACGUGCAAUCGUGAAAGUUGUGGCUUUGACUUCUGCACUAAGUGCAUGUGCAGCUACCACAGCUUCAGUGACUGUAUGAGCAGCAAACCAGUGAAACACUACUAUGCACCAGGGCCACUUCCUGGGACUAAGAAAAGCAAACAGAAUCUAAGGAGAUUGUGAUCCAUCCCCCCCAAUAAAAAUUGUCAAAUAUCCCAUUAAAAUUUUUUUAGUCGUC